CGAUGUCCGCGGGAGGUCGAGGUUAUUUUUAUUGUUUUGCAAUACUAAUUUGAAUUUACGUGCUUAAACAAUACACAGUGAGUAGGUAUUUAGUGGUGAAUCAAAGAAUUUACAUCGUUUUAAUUGAAGCUGACAAUGCACAGGAGAAGUAACUAAGAAUGUGACUAAGAUGUCUGUAGAGAAGACGCGAGUGCCGCUACUGCGCGAGGAAGGAACCACUAUCACUCAACAUGGCGUAUCGAGCGAGAAGCGGGCGGCGGGCGGCGUGGGCGUACUGACGUCGCUGGCGGCGGGCGCAGCGGCCGGUGCCAUCGCCAAGACCACCAUCGCGCCGCUCGACCGCUGCAAGAUCAACUUCCAGGUGUCCGCCACGCCGUACUCGUGGGCGGCGGCGCUGCGCUUCCUGCGCGAUGCCGUGCGCGCCGAGGGCUGGGCGGCGCUGUGGCGCGGCAACAGCGCCACCAUGGCGCGCAUCGUGCCCUACGCCGCCGUGCAGUUCGCCGCGCACGAGCAGUGGAAGCGGCUGCUGGGCGUGGACACGGGCGCGGGCGGGCGCGCGGCGCCGCUGCGCCUGCUACUGGCGGGCUCGCUGGCCGGCGUCACCUCGCAGUCCGCCACGUACCCGCUGGACGUGGCGCGCGCGCGCAUGGCGGUGGCGGCGCGGCCGGUGGGCUCGCUGCGCGCCGUGCUCGCGGGCAUCCUGCGCGAGGAGGGCGCGGCGUCGCUGUACCGCGGCUACUCGGCGACGGUGCUCGGCGUGGUGCCGUACGCGGGCGUCUCGUUCUUCACGUACGACACGCUGAAGCAGGCGCACCGCGAGCGCACGGGCCGCGAGCCGAGCGGCGCGGUGAAGCUGGCGAUGGGCGGGGCGGCGGGCGCGCUGGCGCAGACGGCGAGCUACCCGCUGGACAUCGUGCGGCGGCGCAUGCAGACGGCGGCGCGGCGCGCGGACCGCACCUACCCCUACCCGACGGUGCGCGCGGCGCUGGCGCUGGUGUGGCGCGCGGAGGGCUGGCGCGGCUUCUUCAAGGGGCUGAGCAUGAACUGGGUGAAGGGCCCCAUCGCGGUGGGCGUGUCCUUCACCACGUACGACUUCAUCAAGUCGGCGCUGGCGGGGCUGUCGCCGCCGUGAGCGCGCCCCCUCGCGCCCCCCUCGAGCCCCCCUCGCACCCCCCUCGCGCCCCCUCGC
Messenger RNA from Aricia agestis (brown argus), 1189 nucleotides. It is a transcript of the gene DPCoAC, whose product is annotated as mitochondrial coenzyme A transporter SLC25A42. NCBI's taxonomy places the organism in Eukaryota, Metazoa, Arthropoda, Insecta, Lepidoptera, Lycaenidae. The transcript is spliced from 3 exons. Gene Ontology annotation, biological process: transmembrane transport. The coding region runs from base 170 to 1132 and encodes 320 amino acids. The record is from RefSeq and is a predicted model, not a curated record.